AUGGAUACGAAAACAACAUUAUCUUAUGCAAAUUUUCUUACUUCUGUUAUAGAUUCUAUAGAUAUCACUAAAAAUAGUUUGGAACUACUUAUGUCUUGGAAUGUAAUGCCUAUAAAAAGUAUUCCUAGGAAAAAUCAAAAUCAGUUUAAAACAAUGAAAUUGGAAAUAUCUAAGUUGCUUCAAUCAAAGUCAUUUCCUAGAGCUAAACUCUCCGACAAUGAUUGUUGCAGUUUGAUAACAGAGUUUUUUGAUAAACUUUACCUUUUCACCAAUCAAUCCGAUGAAAAUGAAGUUGAAGAAAUGGUAAAAUCAGAAAUUGCGGAAGUCUAUCCACAUACAGAUGACAUUAAUCUUCUUUUUCACUUGUACCACAGUGCUGUUCAGCAAUGGUGGCAACAAACAGGGCAAGUUCCUUACCAAACUAAAGAUAGUGUACUUUUCGCUAAUGCUAGAAGUGACAUUCAACGAAAUUCUUGGCUGAAAAAUCUCCAUGAUAUCAGCAUGAAUAAAAUGCAAAUGUUUGACGUUGAUUUCGAUUUGGACAAAAUCGGUAAGGAGUACCAAGAACAGAUUGACAAUUUUAUGAAAAAUAAGAUUGCUCUACUGCAUGUGGUUAGCAAUAACCAAGCACUAAGCUGCUUGAAGCUUCUACAAUAUUUAACAUCCAGAUCGUAUAAUUUUAGUUACAUCAACUCUGAAAUUAUAAACUUGUCAGAAUUCUGUUCUAAACUUGCUACAGAUAUAAAUUGCUUAAUAUUAAAUAGCAACAGAAAAAAUGAUAACAAAAAUAUUGAAAAUUUGCAGAAACACGUUCAGCAAAUAUUCUUUAUUUCCGAGGUUGAUCCCAAAGGAAAAACUCGCUCUUUUAAAGAUAUGAAUAAGGGAUUGGUUGAUCUGUCCCCGAAGUCCCAACAAAAAAUUCUCAAUAGAAAAGUGUUUUUUCAAGGUACGCCUGUGUAUUUGCAUACUUUGCUAGAUGAAAAGCUGGACUUGGUAAACGAACAAACAUUGUACACUCUCUUGAUGGAAGAUGCAAUAGACAUUUUACCUGCAAGUCGAUCGAAGAUGAAAGAUGAUGAAAUUAAUUAUUAUGUGGAAAGAAAUCUAGCUCGAUGGUUGUUUGCAGAUGAGAUUUUAGAUGAAGAAUCAUUUAAAGUUGUAUAUAAUCAAGUAAUUGAUGAAUUUCCGGAAGACGGCAAAGAUAUUGUAGUAGUAUGCGUGUCGGAUAAAAUUAAGAGGCAAAUUCGUCGCAAAUUUACCAGAGUUAAAGACAAAGAAAUUAGAUUAUUCAUGCUUAAAGAAGCACAUGAUUACUUUGAUUCAAUUUGUAAAAAGUAUCCAAUACGAAAAAUUCACCUACUACAAUUCGUUCCGGUGAAUUCUAAAAAAACUGUGCUUCAAUGGGAACGAUCCCAAAAUAGUAUUGAAAACAUCUACAAAUAUGCCUACACAGGAGAUGUCGAAAUCAAAGUAGAAUCACUUACUGACGCUGAAAAAAGUUUAGUCAUUCUGGCGGCAGAGCCCGGGGUCGGAAAAUCAACAUAUUUAACUGCUAUGUGUGUGUGUGUGUGUGUGUGUGCAACCAACCAAACGGGACCACGCGGUCGCUUCUUACAAAUUGAGUUGUUUCCAUGUAUUUUUAGAUCAACAUUCUAUACAUGCAAAUAACUCGCAUAGGCAUUUGGAAGGUGUUAGCUCUGCCGAGCUUCGGUGACCCAUUUCUACGCUGGCUAGCCGAGCGCGAGGUACUUCAGCUUUUGUCGACAAGCCCCGCCCUGAAGAACGUUUGCACCAAUCGGAUUCAAACGUUAUUUAGAACUUCCGAACCCUUGUCAAAUGGACAAGGACCCA
This is a messenger RNA of Culex pipiens pallens (northern house mosquito), 1851 nucleotides long. RefSeq lists its product as uncharacterized. The record is from RefSeq and is a predicted model, not a curated record. The transcript has a single exon. Lineage: Eukaryota; Metazoa; Arthropoda; Insecta; Diptera; Culicidae. The coding region runs from base 1 to 1668 and encodes 555 amino acids.